This is a messenger RNA of Aphanomyces astaci, 1138 nucleotides long. RefSeq lists its product as hypothetical. The record is from RefSeq and is a predicted model, not a curated record. The coding region runs from base 27 to 1064 and encodes 345 amino acids. NCBI's taxonomy places the organism in Eukaryota, Oomycota, Saprolegniomycetes, Saprolegniales, Verrucalvaceae. The transcript has a single exon.
CUUGUGCAUUGUGAAAGAUCAUCCCAAUGGCAAACAACAGUCGCAGCGGCAGCCGCCGCCCCCUCUACCCGGAAUUGGUCAAGGCUUUCCUCAAUGUCAUCGAUAGAGGCGAUGUCGAGGAGGUGCGGGCCCAACUAGCAGCUCACCCCCGCCUGGCCAUCGCUGAGGACGAGGAAACAGGCGUGACAUCAAUGAUGAAGAGCUCCGUCGCGCCCAAUGCGAUCGCCAUAAUGACCCUGCUGUACCAGCACGAUUCUCGAGAUGGAACAGACCCCGCAGCUCUCUUGUACGCGUGUGCAUGUGGCGCGAAACCAGCGGCGGUGGACUUGCUCUGGAGCUGGUCGCGCCAGUCGCGGGUGCCCGAAUUUAUGUUUUGGGCAUAUUGUGACACCUUCGGCGAUGGCCCGAUGGUGCUGGCCGCCCGAAGUCACAACGUCGUUCUCUUACGGCACUUGCGGUCCAUCGUCCGUAUCUCAGACCAACGUCAUCCCAGCAACCACAGCCUGAAGCAACUUCGAGCAAUCAUUUCAACCAACGACGAAGAGUUUGCCGUCGAGGCCAUGAGCACUCGGUUGAUUCAACAAGCCAUCAAGAACGAAGAGGAGAGUUACUGGAGAACAUAUGAGGAUCAUGGCAUGAUCAAAUACGGAUGGUUCAUGGUUGCCAAUUGUAUCAAGGACGCCAUCGUCGCAGACCUGCAGCGUGUGGUGGACAAGUUCGAGCGUAUCCACCCAGCGUACACGCAUGCGACGGUGUAUUACUGUACCCACUCCCUGCAACCGCAAGAACGAACGGUUUGGACCGACCUCAGAGCGCAAUUUGUGUGGGAUUGUUCACAUGACAUUAUUCGACCUGCUUUGUUGGUGCAACUGCGCUGGUUGCCUGGCUUGGUGCCGCUUGGCUACCACAUUGCGUCGUACUUGAUGCCAACCAAAACCGACCUUCACAAACGAGCUCAAAGCCGCAUCAAAGGCUUUGAACUGUGCGAGAAUGAACAAGAUUGUGGUCCGCUUUGCUCAUCAUGCUACCGUCGCAAGUCCAGUCACGGCAUGUACAGUUCGUGAGCUCUGGUAGGAACGCGUAGUCCAUGACCAAUAGCCUCGCGGUUAUUCCUUACUACUAAUCACCAGUUUUCGAU